ACUACAGUUCUUUUACUGCUUCAUACACCGUCACAUGUCAUCUUCACAUACUUUAGACGAUGUGGAACGACAAGCUGCGCAGGAAAGCCUAAAAGAGGUAUUGUCUGUUUCAGAUUCCAAAAGAGAGCGUAAAUGUAUUCCAGAUCGAACAGCGCAGUGUUGCUUCCUUUGCCUUCGAGGGAAGAAAUCUGGGCAAUACGCAGUUCGACUACACUGCUUCCGUCCUAUCAAGUGGCGUAGAUUCGCACGUCGUCAGCUAGUGAAUAAGAGCGGGGGUAUACAAUCGGAGAAGAAAAUCUACGAGAAACUUGACCCAAAAGAGAACGCUUGUGAAAGUGACGCUGCUAUCUACCAAAGAUUGAACGACGCUUGCUUCCAAUAUCACGGUAAAUGGAAGCAUUGGAUUCCUUUCUAUGGUGUCGUUGAUGUACAUGAAGUUGAGUUUCGACUGCUUGGAGAUCCGGACAGAACUGGGCCGAUCCCUAUCCACAUAUAUCCGGUCAAUGUCGAAGAAAUUCGCAAAAAGAUGGAACAGACAAUUGCAUUAGAACCUGAUUACGACUUUGGUGAUCAUUGUAACGAACAAGGCUGGCAUAGCAGAGAUUGCGAGAAUAUGAUGGAUACAUCCGAUGAUCUCUGUCUCAAUGACCGAAUUCAGAUGGCCCGGCAACGAAUGGAGAAAUUUGAUAUCCUCUAUCUACUAAAAGAUUGUGCGCGUAACCCAUGGAAAGCUAAUGGGCUACAGACUUUGGAUGGCAUGGCGCAAGAGAGUUGCAUUUAUAAUACUAAACAGGUUAUAGUUCCUGGACGUCAGCAAUCUUAUUACCGAAAAGACAAGCUACGUGGUAUAGAGUUCGUUAUGGGAUGGCAAAUGGAUCGUAUUACCUGUGAAAUGCCAGUUAAGAUAGCUUGGAUCUGGUUUAGCCUCGCCAUAACGUGGCUUUGUGUCAUUGUUUGGGGUGGCUCAACUAGGGACUGGGCUACUGCAAUGGCGUUUGGACAGCUUUUUGUGGCCUUCAUAUCCCUGAUAUUCUUUUGUGCUAAGGAUUAAAAGCAUAUCGGUGCGUUGAUGUCUCUCUUAAUGUCAAUGACGGGUUUGCAACGAGGGCAUAGCUGUAUUUCAUAUGUUACGAUAAAACUGCUCCAGUGCAGUUCUCAUAAUAGGAUAUUGAUACAACAAAAUGCACAACAAGAGGUUUUCAAUAACAC
This is a messenger RNA of Bipolaris maydis ATCC 48331, 1209 nucleotides long. RefSeq lists its product as uncharacterized. Lineage: Eukaryota; Fungi; Ascomycota; Dothideomycetes; Pleosporales; Pleosporaceae. The record is from RefSeq and is a predicted model, not a curated record.